Molecule: messenger RNA, 2031 nt
Organism: Striga asiatica
Lineage: Eukaryota; Viridiplantae; Streptophyta; Magnoliopsida; Lamiales; Orobanchaceae
Source: the annotation of a GenBank genome assembly
AUGGCUGACAAUCAAGAACACGCAAACCCUAAAGAAAGGGAAAUCCCAGUUUUCACAGUCCUGAAAAAUAACUGCAUCCUCAAGAACAUCUUCCUUCUCGACAACCCUCCUUCAGUUUCAGUUUCGGACAAUGUCGAUCGAGAAUCGGAAAUGGAGGAGAUAUUGAUCGCGGGCAGGCAUCCCGAUUGCAAUAUCAAAUUGGAGCACCCGAGUAUUAGCAGAUUUCAUCUCCACAUUCACUCGAAACCCUCCUCUCGAUCUCUUCAUGUGACCGAUUUGUCCUCUGGUAAAGAUUCCUCUUUUCAUUUUUCUCAUUUGAUUUUAAAGACCUUUCCACUCUGUGAUCAGCACAUGUUGUUUGAUAGAAAUGAUCAAGUUGAGGCCAUGGGGGAUGAUUUGGAAGGCCUAGAACGGCUAUUUCUAGAUGAAAAUUUUGGUUCUUCUGUUCAAGAAACGAGUCCUAUGGCGUCUGAAGACUUGCACAAUUCAGUUUCCAUUGAGGAAAUAGAGAAAUGCAGUUCACCUGGAUUUUGCAGUCAAGAAAACGGCACCUCUUGUGACCUGAUAGAAAUUUCGGAUAAUAGUAUGACAAAUUCAAAGAAAAAAUCGGGUCUUAACAUUUGGUCGAGAAGGGGAAAACCUGAAAGUGUUCGUAUUGAGACCAGCCGGCUCAGAGGAAAAUCUGCAAGAAUCAUCAACACAAGCUCGCAGGUUGAAAAAUCUUUUAUCGAUGAAAAUGAAAACAGUGAAUCGAUGAUUCCAAUGUAUCUUGAUAAUAACGAGGAAGAAAAUUUCAUGCUGGACAAGGAGAAUAAUGACUCUCCCGGUUCACUCCUACUCAAAACCUUAAAGAGUGGAAAGAGAGAAAGAUUAAACAAUGACCUUGAUGAAGAAAUUUUUGCUCCCGACAAAGAAAAUAUGACUCCAGGCAGUCAUCUGCUUAGGUCCAUGAAAAAUGCUGCAGGUAAAAACCCAAGUUCUUCACAUAGAUCAUCGCCAUUGAGUAAAGCGUAUAAUAGUAACAUGUAUCGAGAGGAAACCGUGGCCCGUUCUUUAGAUGCAAAAUCGACAAAUUCUGCUUCUAAAUUGCAUGGUAGCUCGAAGAAAGAGUUGGCUCUGUCAGAAGGCACAGCAAAUAGGAGGGUACCCUUUUGCCCUUUGCCUCUCGAAUCUCUUAGUGGCCAUAAGAGCAACUCGAAAACCACGGUUUGUGAGGAUAACACUAUGAAAGAUAGCAAGUGUAUCAAGUAUGCUGAGCCUGAAGAGAAUAAAACAACAAAGGUUGCAAAAGACAAGUGGAUUAUUGUAAUUGACACCAAAUGCUUGCUGGACAAGAAGUCGAGAGAGGAGCUGAACCUUCUGCGUGGCCUUAAAGGGACUAAUUUGGUUAUUCCUAGGAUUGAACUCGACUGCAUGCUAAGACGUGCAAGUUUCUUCACAAGAACUCGGGAGAUUUACGAAGCAUUGCAAUUUAUUAAGGAAAGCAUGACAGUGGCUAAAUGGUGGAUUCACGUGCAGAGCUCAGCCGAGGAAAUCGGGCUUUUGCCACCGACCCCACCUGCCUCUACUUCUCCUCAUUGGUUCAGUGAGGACAGGUGGGUGAAUUCCAUUGGCUCGUCGACUCCAUUUUCCCCGUGUAGCUUGCUGCAGGAAAUCGUGACCCCGACUGCUGGGGACCACAUUCUUGAUUACGCGCUUUGCUGCAGGAAGAUUAGGAAAGAUGGACAAAUUGUACUUCUCUCGGAUGAUCUUACUCUGAAGAUCAAGGCCAUGGCAGAGGGUGUAUUGUGCGAGACAGCUCGGGAGUUUCGUAGGAGUCUUGUGAACCCGUUUUCGGCUCGGUUUUUGUUCACCAACUGUUCCCCUUUCGGACAUACUUGGACGUGUGAGGAUGAUACUGUGCUCAAGGAGAAAUAUUAUCCGAGCCCUUCAAAAAAAGUGACGAAAUCGAGUGAAAGUGGUGGUGUGAAGGGCUUGAAGCUCAUACUUAAGCAUAACUCCAGUUUCAGGCAGAUCAGACUAGUCAGCUAG